AUGGGCGUCGAUGAUCUCCAAAUUUUUCUGGAGAGCCCUAGUCUUGAUGGUGGAGCAGUUUCUGUUGAUCUGUUGAAAAUUGCUAGAAAUGUUACACAAAGACAACAACCACAUAAUGCCAACCGGAAAAUUAGACCUCUAGGAAAUAAGCUGAAACUCAUUGUUGAUGCUGAGAAUUGUUUGGAUAGACUUUAUGGAGGAUAUUUCUCAGAUUGGGCGUGCGGCGGCCAAUGGAACCGCAUGCUCCAGUUUCUCUCCCUCCUCACCGGCGCCAUCGACCGCGGCGGCAUCGAGUUGGCCGUGGUCUUCGACGGCACGAUCGAGCAGUGCAGGGCGGCCGAGUGGGCGGCCGGGCAGGCCGAGGUGCGCCACCGCGUCGGCGCCGUGCUCAAGCACGUGCAAGGAAAGGGGACGCCGCCGCCCAAGGUGUGGUGGACGCCGCCCGCGUGCCUACGCUCUGCGUUGCGGAUGGCGUUGAGGCAUUUGGGUGUCACUGUGAUGUGUACAAUGGAUGAUCAUCACCAAGAGGUGAUAGCUUAUUGCCGUGAAUAUGGCUUUCAUGGUCUACUUGCCGAUGAUGCAGAGUAUGCAGCUUUUGAUCCACCUCGUUAUUUUUCCUCCGAAAACCUGAAGCUCACAUACAAGGGGUCCAUUGAAACCAAGGAGUACAUGGUCAGUGAACUGACCAAGAGUUUACAAGUGACGCAGGAACAGCUCUGCAUCAUGGCUGCCCUACUCGGGAAUUUCCUUUUACCGGAAAACCACUUGCAAGAUCUGCAUAAGAGACUCGGCUUGACCAAGUCCAUGGCUGAUGAUGAAAGUUUGAACGCCGAGAACAACAUGAAGAAACUGGCGGAAUUCGUCCGGCCUUUGCCUUCGCCGUCCAACAUGGACGCCCUGGUGGCGGCCGUCUUCGGCUCGCCUGACGACCGGCGCGCCGACAAAUUCCGGCAGUCCGUCCAGUACUACCUGAACGGCACGGCCAGCGGGUUCCUGAAGUACUGCACGCCGCCUGCUAAAGCGAAACCAAAGAAGAACACCGCCACCCCACCACCCCAAAACGAGAAUUCCAACAAUAUCAACAGCAAAACUGAAGAUCAAGAUUUGGACACCUCAGGAUUUGCAUCAGAAACGACUGAACAAGAGCAAGAGAGUCUACAAAGCUAUAAACAAGCUACUGCACAUUCAAUUCUUAGCGAUUUUGAAGGAUUGGAAACCAGUUUACUGAAGAACAAUCAUGACGAUUCCUCCGUAUCGACCGAUUCGUCCAGAUUCAACGGCAUCUCGAACGGUUCGGUGUCUUCGGCGAAGAGUCUGCAGACGGCUUCCGGCAGUUCGGGCGCCAAGGUCGAUCUCUCGGUGGAGGGCAGCACUUCCGGCGAGAGUGUUCCGGUCCAUCAGAAGCCGUCCAAGUUCAACAGGAAUUCAACUAUCUCGACUGCUGUCACUCCCGCCGUCUCUCCCGACGUGCUGCGCACCGCCUCGCUGCGCCACCAGAAGGGCCUGAUGGCGCCCGUAAUCUUGCACGCGCUCAGCACGCAAGAGGUGCGCCUCGCCUGCCUCAUGGAGGACGAGGGCAGCAGAGAGUUCCCGCCCGCGCACGAGGUCUAUCGGCCGCUCAGGAGGCGGGUGUACGCCGUGCUGUUCAAUCUGCACCAUCUGAGAUACGUGCAUUCGAAGAAAAAAGAAUCCGGCGAGCUGCCCGACAGCGCCCCCCCGCCAGACGUCAUCGUCAAAGAGUGGACGUACAGUCGCUCCAACCCCUACCACCGACCGGAAGAGGUGCGGGCGGACCCGCUGCCCUGGGCGGUGCCCACCCUGCAACGUUUGUGGUUCGGCCCGUCGGUGGACGACAAGCGACGACGCAUGCGCGCCCUGCUGUCCUGCCUCAAUUCGGACACGCCGUUGAUAUUGAAUACGGCGUACGUGCCGCAGCACAUGCUCAUCAUGGCGUGCGUGUUGCGGUACAUUAUGUCGCAGGAUAGGGCGAUCAUGCGGCGGCAUGAGUUGGACGCGUUUUUGUGCCAUGCGUUCAAUCCGAAUCUGAUGAAUCCGCAGUAUUUGCAGGAUUUGACGCUGAACGUCGUCAACAGUCGCGGCGUCCAGCUGGCCGCCCUCUUCAUGCAGGGCGUCGACAUGGCCCUGUUGGCGAACGACGCAUGCGGCGCACCCCUUCCCUGGCUCAUGUGCUGCCCGUGGCUCUAUUUCGACGGCAAGCUGUUCCACUACACGCUCACGCGGUCCUCGCACGCCAAGAACAUCUUGGAGUUGUGCGAAAACUACAUCGAGAGGGUGGUGAAGGUCGAAAGGAUGCGGAAGGCUAUAUUGGAGGGGUUGGACGUGAAGUUCGCCAAGGUGCUGAUGCCUCCGUUCGUCGGCCCGAUGCUGCGACACGGCCCACCUCCGCCGCACUGCCUGCCCGCGAUGGGCAUGCCGCCCCACCGAGGGGGCGGGGGCGGAGUGGGCGGCCCGUCGUCGAUGCGCCCGCGGCCGAUCCCGUCGCGGGGCGGCCAGCUGCAGGUGGCGGGCGUCGUCGUCGGCUCGUGGGGGGCCAACUACGGCUACCAGGGUAACGCCCGCCCGCUGUUACCGGCCGGGUACAAUCCGAACAACGUGGGCGGCGGCGGAAGGGGUCGCAGCGGCUACUCCAACAGCUACGGCCGCGGCAGGGGGCAGAACAGGAAUAGGACUGGGGGCGGCGGCGGACCGCCUACCUUUUCCGUGAACAACAGGAGGAAUCAGCAGGCAAACAAAAAACGCAACACUAACAAAGCUAACAAGGGGCAAAAGCAACAGGGAGUUUCUCUAACCAUUAAAACUGAUACUGGAGACGUGCCAGUGAAUGAGGUCGUCAUAGCCGAGGACGGCUCGACCAGCGGCAGGGGCAGGAAGGAGGACCGCGGCAAGGGCAAGCGAGACAAAGGAAAGGAGGAUAGCAUUAAAGGGACGGAACAUAAGGGACAGGGGGCGGAGCAUAAGGGACAGGGGGCGGAGCAUAAGGGACAGGGGGCGGAGCAUAAGGGACAGGGCGACGCGCCGCCUCGCCCAGAUGCUGCCCGCGAGGUGGAAUGA
Messenger RNA from Phaedon cochleariae (mustard beetle), 3072 nucleotides. Lineage: Eukaryota; Metazoa; Arthropoda; Insecta; Coleoptera; Chrysomelidae. The record is from the annotation of a GenBank genome assembly.